UGCCCCGACAUCUACCCAACUCUACCCCUCCCCUAACCUCCAUAUAAUUCGACAUCCUAUAAAAUAUUAAAAUCAUUUCUGAAAUUUUAAAGAAAAAUGAGUCAAAUAAUUCCUGAAUAUAAUCCAUUAAUUCCUCCUCCUGCUCUUCCUUUAUCGACUCAGACUCAGCCCGUAUCAGCUUUCCCAGAACAGCUUCUUUGGAAACUGGUGAAGGGCAAAACAGUUUUACAGUAUCAUCUUUGUUUUGAAUGUCAAGAUCGACUUUUUCACUCAUCCGACAAGGUCGUACGCAAAGGGGAAAAUGUUGUUAUCAAAAUCGAACUCUGUAACAACUGUGUGAAGGAUAAUUGUCAUGCCACGGAUUUACUCUCGAAUAAGAAAAAGAAUUAUGAAAAGAAAAUUUAA
Messenger RNA from Meloidogyne enterolobii, 405 nucleotides. The record is from the annotation of a GenBank genome assembly. Lineage: Eukaryota; Metazoa; Nematoda; Chromadorea; Rhabditida; Meloidogynidae.